Messenger RNA from Anisakis simplex (herring worm), 750 nucleotides. The record is from the annotation of a GenBank genome assembly. NCBI's taxonomy places the organism in Eukaryota, Metazoa, Nematoda, Chromadorea, Rhabditida, Anisakidae.
AUGUUAUUUGCUCACAGUCAGCAACAGUAUUUUUCAGCAAGUGCUGCGUCAACGAAGAAAUCAUACAGUAAAUUGGCUGAAGUAUACUCGAACUCUGGAGAUACUGUCGAAUUUGUACAUAAUUUCGGGGAUUAUUGCAGUACACUCGUGUCACCAUGUACGAUCUAUUCUCAUUUUUUGAUCCAUUUUCCUUCAGUGGCAAAAUACUUCUUUAUUCAUGCUUAUUUCAUCGAGGUUAUUAUUAUUGUCUUUAUUGUUUACUUUGCAGACAUAUGGAUUCUAUUGCUAUCGAUGCUUGGGAUAUGGGCCGUUAUAUUGAUACUCAUUGGUUCAUUUAAUAUCCAUUUUUGUCACGUUCAACCUAUGAUUCCGAUCUACUUGAUCGUUGCUGGUAGUUUGCUGAUAGUGUUCGUCUCGGUGUCUAUUUACAAUGUGUGGCCAAUGCCUGACAAUGUUCGACCCGUUUCGUUAUCAACCACCCUCGCUUGUCGUGCCAUUCAGGCGCUCAUCUUGUUAGGCAUCACUGUUUGGCUGAUUCUCGGAUGUAUCUGGACCUAUGGUGCUCGACAGUACGUGCAUUUUCAGGAUGCAAUGUUUGAAAUGCACUAUUGUGAUUCAACAACGUAUUGGGUUGCUUUCAUCAACGCAACACUUCAUUUAGCGUUUAUCGCAAUCGGAGUGCUUCUCAUCGCCAUUAUAUUGGCACUUGGUGUAUGGAAAGAGACCGAUAUGCCAGAUGCCAGUGUAUAG